Messenger RNA from Salvelinus sp. IW2-2015, 1601 nucleotides. Lineage: Eukaryota; Metazoa; Chordata; Actinopteri; Salmoniformes; Salmonidae. The record is from RefSeq and is a predicted model, not a curated record.
ACUCUCAGAGAGAGAGACAUGCUUCUGCAGUACUCCGAUGACAUCAUCAAGGUGGAGUUGGGGUCUCUGCGUGAGAGAUGCUAAAGUUCGUGGCUCAGUACGGAGGGGCCUGUGGCGUUGCGGUGGAGACUGCUGGCCGGAGGAUGUCCAUGCAGAUGGAAGCUCGCCUCAAGGAGAGCCUGGAGCAUCUCAGGCAAGAUCGGAGCAUUGCUGCUGGGAAAUCUGCAGGUAAUUCUGGGAAUAGCCACCAGGAGACGCUGUUACAGCAGCUCCUCACCGCGGCGCGGACACAGGCUUCCCGACUCGUCAAGCUGGAAAAUAUCUGCCUGAGUAAUCCAGGACCCGUAACGCCACCAGAGGCAAAGGGGGAAGACCUGCAGCAGGAUGUGGCGUCGGCAGAGAUGCUGGUUGCCCUGGUGACAGAGCUGGCGAAGACGAGGGCAGUGCUGGAACUAGCGCUCAGUCGGCACAGCAACGCCAAUCUGCCCGCAGACCUGCCCUCUCUCCCUCUCUUCUUCACCCGUGUUGCCUGUGGCCAGGGCCCGCUCCGUCUCCAACAGAACCUGCUGUUCUCCUACGGAACCAAAGGAACACCCUAUGAGAUCCAGCUCUUCUCAGUUCGUUGCUAUGACGGAGGGCCUGUGGCGUUGCGGAUGGAAGACUGCUGCCGGAGGAUGUCCAUGAUGCAGAAUGGAAGCUCGCCCAAGGAAGCCGUGGAGCAUCUCAGAGGCAAAGGGGAAGACCUGCAGCAGGAUGUGGCGUCGGCAGAGAUGCUGGUUGCCCUGGUCGUGGCUUCAGUACGGAGGGCCUGUGGCGUUGCGGUGGAGAUGCUGGCCGGAGAUGUCCAUGCAGAUGGAAGCUCGCCUCAGGAGAGCCUGGAGCAUCUCAGGCAAGCCUGGAGCAUUGCUGCGCUGGAAAUCUGCAGGACCCGUAACGCCACCAGAGGCGAAGGGGGAAGACCUGCAGCCAGGAUGUGGCGUCGGCAGAGAUGCUGUUGCCCUGGUGCAAGAGCUGGCGAAGACGAGGGCAGUGUGGAACUAGCGCUCAGUCGGGCACAGCAACGCCAUCUGCCCGCAGGCUGUGAGACCGCUCUUCUCUUCCCUAUGCGUUCCCGUCGUAUCUUCUCCUCGGUGACACCAGACCUCCCUCUCUCCCUCUCUUCCUUCACCGUGUGCCUGUGGGCCAAGCCCGUCUCCGUCUCCAACAGAACCGUGCUGUUCUCCUACGGAACCAAACGGAACCCCUAUGAGAUCCAGCUCCUUCUCAGUGGAACCAGGGCUCUCUUCACCGUGGGAGGAGAAGCUCACCUGGUGGAGGGGCGGGGCGUGGUGAGAGGAGGAAUUUGGACCCACAUAUGUGGGGCUUGGAGCUCUGAGCAGGGCAUAGCGUCACUGUGGGCCGAUGGACACAGAGUGGCAUUCACACGCCGGGGUGGCCGAGGGCCGUGUUACCCAGUGGAGGCUCCCUCCAGCUUGGGGCAGGAGAAGAACGAUCGGUGGGGUCCUCUGGAGGAGUCAGUUUGGCCAGUGGGAGUCAGAUGCCUGGGUUUGACGGAGGCUUCGAUGCAAGUUGGCGUUCACUGGGAAGAUGACGGGGGGUGA